AAUCAUUUUACGGCUGUUGAUGAAGUAGUUGUGGGAUUUUAUCAUCCUUGUAAUGACCAUGUCGUUUAUGAUGGUAUAUUGAGGUAAUUUCUACCAAUUUAUUAUACUGAUUAUGACAAAAAUAUGGAUUAUUAAUUUACAAAUUAAACAGAAUACACUAAUGUUGUCCUUAUCAAAUACACAUAGGUAAUCCAUAUUCAAUUUCAAUGAAUGGAAUUAAGUUUAAUUCAGACCAAAAUGGACUAUUGAAUAAUCAUGCUACAUUAUUUUCUACUAAUUAUAAUAAUACUAGUUUAUUAAAUUUUGAACAUAUUUCUGAUAACAUUAAUGAAGUUAAUGUAGGACCAUUAUUAAAACAAUUACAAUGUGUUAUUGGAGAAUUAGUUGAAUCAGAAUCAGUUUAUUUAAAAAGUUUAUGUGAUAUUGAAGAGGGUUACUUAUUACGUUUAAAAACAAACCAAAGUGUAGAUCAACAAUUUCUCGAUGUCGUCUUUCAUAAAAUUUCAGAUUUACGAGUUUUUCACGCACAACUUCAUUCUGAUCUUUAUUUGAAUCGUGAAAAUUUUAUUCAACUUGGACGAGUAUUUCUAAUUAAUGCAAAACAUUUUGAAGAGCUCUAUGUGGAUUUUUGUCUUAAUUAUCCAAAAACUAUUCGUUUGCUUGAAGAUGCCCAAAAAUCUCGUACAGAUACUUGGAUAUAUCUUAACAAUUGUCAGUCAGAAUUACAACAUCAACUUCCUCUUGCCACAUAUCUUCUCAAACCAGUACAACGUAUACUCAAGUAUCAAUUAUUUUUACAGGAAUGUGUCAAACAUUUAAGUCAAAUAACAACAGAACUAUCAAAUUCGAAAUCUUCAGUACCAAGUAGAGAUUUAUCGAUUAGCAACACUGUAGGUCUUUCAGAAAGUAACAAUGAUCAGAAUAACGAUGUAUUGUUGGAGUUUUUCAAUCAUUCUAUUUAUACAUUAAGACAAGCAUUGGAACGUAUGAUUCAAGUUGCAGAUCAUAUCAAUGAACGUAAACGUUAUCGUGAAUUAUUAGAUCAACUUCGGAUUACUCGAUUAGAUGUAGAUAAUUGGGGUGAUCUUGUAUUACAUGAUCAUUUUCGUAUACCGGGUAAAAAAGACCUACGUCUUGUUCUCCUGUUUCAGUGUGCACUUAUCCUAUGUAAAUAUACACCGCCUACAUCUUCAUCCGGUAUCAGUUUGUCAACUUCCCAGUCCAUAACUAUCAAUGAUUAUUGGAGCAAUACAAUUAAAACAAUGAAAUCACGUGGUGGAUCAGAUAGAAUAUCAGGAAAUUCUAGUCACAUGGUUUCAAAUGUUAGAUCGAUCGAAAUACGUGAAGUGAUUAGUUGUGCUAAUUUAAUGCUAGUUGAAUGUAUCGACAAAGAUCCAUUAGCAUUUCAUAUAUUACCAUUUGAUAAUCCUAAAGCACAACGUACUCUACAAGCAACCAAUUUAGAAAUUAAACGUCUAUGGUGUCGUGAAAUAAAACGUUUAAUAUUAGAAAAUUAUGAUGCAGCUAUUCCGGAAAGAGCAAAACAAAUUGUACUUAACAUGGAUGAUUUAACUUAUGGUCCACCUAUUAAAGAUAUAUCUGAUCUACCUAUGAGUUUAUGUAAUUUACAACAAGUUGGAAAAAAUGAUUUUGAAGAAGACUGUUUAAACCAAAAUUGUUCAAAUGAUCGAGUACAUCGUAAGAGUGAUACAGCUCUUCCAGGUCUUCGAAGCUUUUUAAAUCGGCAAACAAACAAACAUUCAAUUUAUUCAAAUUCAAUUCACACACCUAGUCUAUCUUUGAAUAAUAACAUCAAUGAAUGUAGAAUACCUUUAUUAGAAAAUGGUUGUAUGUUGAAUGGCAAGAAAAACGUUAUCGGUGAUAAAGUCUUACCCUCUGAUGAUAUUAAUAAUUCAACUGAUAGACAUCUUGAUUCAUUACUACACGAAGCCUGGGAGGAAAUAUGGGCUAAACAUCAGCAUUCACCAGUUAAAACAACUUUUGCAAAUGGUCAGUCAGAUUCUUUGGAAAACGGUAAUCUUCAUCAUUAUCAUCAGGAUAAUUGUAAAUUGGACACAGAGGAUGUUUAUUCAUCUGAUUCAAUAGUAACAACAAAAGCGAAUAAUGAUGCAGACUUCCGGUGUAUUGCUGUAGAAAUUAAUGAAGAGAAAUUUGGUCUUUUAUCACCUGUCACUGUACCGACGUGUACUGUUAAUGAAAAUAAAAAAUACUCAAUAUCUUCUCUAUCUAAAUUAAAUACAGAUUCUUUAAAUUGUGUAAAUAAUUCAGAUAACUACAAAUUUUCUAUUCCUACUUCAUCAUCUCCCUCAUCACAACAUUUAUUACAUUAUUCUUCAUCACCUAAUUUUUCAAUCUGUCAACGAUCAUCACCAACAUUAUUAUCUAAUAAAUCUGUACAUAGUCAUAAUCGUACAACUUCCGUUUAUAUUGACUGUCCAAAUACAUCAUAUUAUGAUGUAAUCACAUUUGGUCGAACUUAUGAACAGUAUAUUGCUAAAGCUCGAGCAAUGGUAGCUUUAUCUCCAAAAGAUUUAGAUGAAAUAUUCAGUCCAUUACGAGAAUUACCAUUUACUAAUCGUGAGCAUCAGUUAUCAAACUCUUCACUUCAUUAUCACAAUCAAGAUGAUAUAUUAUCUUCUAAUGUUAUCAAUGUAACAACAACUCAUUGUUCAACUGUCCCAUUAAUAUUAAACACAAAUAUUAAUUCAAUGAAACAGUUAUCUGAUACCAAUUCGACAACGACGACCAAGAAUCGAAAUUGUUUAACUUCUGAUUUGAAAUUAUCUUUAACUAAUCUUACAUCUUCUAUAGAAGAAAAUAAUGGUAAUGAUAAGAGUAAUGAUUAUUGUUCUUCGUCUGGUGCUAGUUCUCCACGACAUUUAGUUAGUUGUAUCGCUGUAACACAUAAUCGAAAUGGACUCAAUAGUAAUUUAGCAACAAAAAAUAUAACUGUGGUACCGAGUAACACCACUGCUACGCCAGCCGUAACAAUCGACAGUCGUGUAUCAGCUGCAAGAUCGAAUUCACUAUCAUCAGGAUUCCGAACAAGUGAAUCGAAAAAUAAUGUUGAUCUAGUCGAUAAUUUAGAUCGUGGACGAAGACGUUCGAAUCUUGAUUCAUUUGAUAGAACUAUAAAUCGUCAAAAUUCUCAUAUUCAUAUCAGUACUAGAUCUCCUUUAGGUUCACCAAAACGAUCUCAAUCACAUGUAUUUGUAUCAAAUGGUCGGUUAAAUAAAUCCGGUGUUUCUAAACCACCUCGAUUUGUAAGCUACAGGAGUCCACUGGAAUCUGUUGGGAAGUCACUUAAAGCUAACCAUAAUCAAUCAAUGGACCAUGAUAAGCAGUCGACACGAAACAUGACAAACAAUAUUUCAUCUUCCUCUCUGUUAUGUAAUAGUUCAUCAAAAGAAGUUAAUAGUGAUGAUGUAUUGAAUAAACGAGGACGUCGAAAGUCGCGUGCACCUGCUCCACCAAUCAAAUUAUUGGAGAAUACUGCUGAAACUACAACGAUGAUUAUGACUUCCACUACUGCUGUCACUACUGUUACUACUACUACUGCUACUAAUACUAAUACUACUACCACUACGCUUAAAGCUCCAUUAGCAGUUUCCGAAUGUGGCAAAGAGUUUGAGGAUAAUGACGAUGAUGAAUGUCUAGAAUCUGUCUAUCAAGGUCGUGCACGUGCUGUAACAACAUCUUUGCCAGCAAAAUCUAUGAGGUCAAAUAUUCCUUGUUUAACAACUUCGCAACAUAUUGUCUCUACUUCAUUUCGCAAUACAAUUAAUACUGUAAAUGGAAGUAAUACAGAGAAACCAGUCAAGCCACCACGAAAACUUAAUAAUAAUACAUCCUCUUCCACUGAAGCUCUGCAUAAAUCUGAAAAGAGUAUAUGUAGUCGAUAUUAUUCUCCAACUUUAAAAAGUCUUCAUCAUCCUUCAACUUCACAACACAAGUUUCCUCAUGAUAUCCCUUCUCAACAUCGGGGUAUUGUGAAAAAUAUGAUAAGUAAAUUUCAGCAGCCUUAAAAUCUAGAUUUUUGUUCCUCUCAUUUGAUUUGCUCUCUAUCUUGUCAUUUAUAUUUUUUAACUGCAAGAAUCCAUCGCUUCUUGCUGACUAACUGCCUAACUGAUUCUAUGCUUACCGGUUUCUACAGAUUCUUUUUUAUAUAAUUUACCAAAUACUUCUAUUCAUUUAAGGUAACACUACUUAUAACGAAUAAGUAGUUAAAAUUAUUUAGUGAAAUUAGUUUACUGUUUGUUUUUACAUAUGCAUUUUUGACAUAAAAACAUUAUUCGGAUUUGCUUUUGUCAAUAAUUUUCUGCUUAUUUUGAUGAAUAAAGAAGAGAGAUUUUUGUCUCCUUUUCAAAUGGAUACAUAUUUAUUAUCUACUGUUCAAUAAAAUGUACUUUUUCUUUGGUGUUUCUAAGUGUUUUGUUGUGAAUUUAUUAGUUAUUUAUAAUUUAUGUUUUCCAUUAUAUUUAUUCAGUUUCAUUUUCCUUUUCGUCCAUUUAUUAUUCAGUUUAUGAAUCGAAUUUUUUGGUUUUUUAGAAGUGGGCUAGGAGAGUUGGUUAUCGUAAUUGUUCUGUUUAUGAUUUCAUUUCUACGUUGUUUUUUUUGUUUUUGAAGUCACAGUUUAGGAUUUUCACUAUUUUUUUUUCUGAAUGACUUCUGGAAGAGUUCAUGAUAUGUUUCCAUAUAGGAUUUAAAAGAAAUUUUGUUUAUCUAUGUGAUAUUUUAUUUAUUGAUGUAGUCAUAAUAUGUUUUGAGAAUAAAAUAUUCCUGAACACUGAUUGAUAAGAUCAUUAUCACCACCACCAUCAUCAUCAUGAUCAUUAUGUCACUUACAGAUAAAUAAAAUAGGAUUAUACCCCUUCAUUUACUUUCGUUAAUUUACGAAAGAUUUCCUGUACUCUAACGCUUUUUUUUCAAUAUUUAAUAAAGAGUAUUUGUUAGCUUAUUAUAAAACGUAUUUAUAUUGUUGUAUCUGGGAUAAUAUUUUAACUUACACAUGAUUUAUUAGUUAUAGUAAUGAGUACAUGAGUCUGAAUGCGGUGAAUGAUUUCGAUUAUUAUUCAGUGUUGUAUAAAAUUUUAUUUUUGCUUUUCAUUAUGAAUCUAGCAUAAGGCUUUGGAUAUUCUACAUAUUAUGGCUGAGUCAAUGAAAAACAAUGUAACUGUGAACCAAAUAAUUACGAUGAACCAUUUCACCGGCUCCUAAAUAAUUAGGUGUUAACAUAUGUGACUGAUACUGGAUAUAGAUUAGAAUCAUAUGAAAAACUUCAAUCAUCUCCUUAAUAUGAAGAUGCCUUGAAUCGCAUAACACCUAGAUUUGAAGAUUCCGGUUGAUUCCGUCCAUUCACCUAACAAAAGAAGAAUUUGUUCAUAUUCUUAUACUUCUCAAGAUCUAAGGAAAAUAUCAUCUAAAUAAACACGAAUGCAAAUGAUCUUUAACUCUAGGAAGAAAAGAAGCUCUCAGUUUUCAUUUAAAACGAAAACUGAUUGAUAAAGAUUGGUUAGUUGUUCUUGUGUGGAGAUAAAGAUCUUUGUAUAAGAAUUCAAUGCUCUGGUACGUCCAAGAGUGGGGAGAGCCAGCUCUCCCUCUAUAAAUGCUCUCACAUGGCCAUACGUAUACAGCCACUCCCAGGGAAGUCAUGCUCGCUGCCUUCUUGCAGCACUACUAUUGUUUACGAAAUUGAGAGUACGAAAAGUGAAUGUCCGGAACUUUAACCGGGUUGACGGAUACUGGCGAUCCACCUAGGUGAGUUGGAAAACCCUGAUUCCAGAACAAUGGUAUACUUGAGCUCCGGUAUCCUGACGGAACAACUGUUGUAUGAACCAAUUGUUGGUCAUCGCUACCAUGGGACUGCAUCUCCUUACAUUGCUCCAUUGCCUUUUGGACCAAACCUUUAAGUCAAACGCUCCGGGUGUGGCCUCUUAAGAAAACCGCCUACUUCGGUUUGGACACCCGGGCAGUCUUCUAGCCCUCUCGCAAAUCGAAUGAUUUAUGUGACACAUAUCUAUUUGGUUCCUCCUUGUACCAAUGUUUUUAUAUUUAAAUACAUAAAAUAAUCAAAAUGGUAUAAUUGAAUAUCACAGCACUUUCAAAUUAAACUGUUGGUACUUUAACACGAAAUCUACCAAUGAUCUACAACUGUUCAUUAAAUUAUAAUGCGCUUGUAGGUGUCAUUACUAAGAUUUGACUUAAUAAUUCCAAAUAAAUUGAGUAUCGGAUAGGUUGUUAUUUAAUCAAAGUAAUAUAUUUGUACUGUCUUAAAAAGUAGGAUAAUUUAGCGUUAAAAUGUUUUUGACGUUUCAUCACUUAAUAUUAGCCACUUCUUCAAAGAAUAAAAAAUCCCUAAGGAAUUGGCUAACACUGAGUCACGGAACAAAUAUAUGAUCUAUUCAGUAGUUGAGAUCAUAAUUCAAUUUAAGCUAGACCAACAUGGAAAACCUCAAAGCACUGGACGGUCGUCUCGUCCUACUGUAGGACUCCUCAGCAUAGUGGUCUAGCAUCAAUUGACUCAUGAUCUCAACUACUGAAAUCACUAAAAUCUCCACGAAACUCUUUCUGACACUUAUUAACAAAUGCUCACUAGUGACUGAUGUAUAUCCUGGAGUUCUAGUG
Messenger RNA from Schistosoma bovis, 6645 nucleotides. NCBI's taxonomy places the organism in Eukaryota, Metazoa, Platyhelminthes, Trematoda, Strigeidida, Schistosomatidae. The record is from the annotation of a GenBank genome assembly.